Molecule: messenger RNA, 3186 nt
Organism: Solea senegalensis (Senegalese sole)
Lineage: Eukaryota; Metazoa; Chordata; Actinopteri; Pleuronectiformes; Soleidae
Gene: lrfn2b
Product: leucine rich repeat and fibronectin type III domain containing 2b
Exons: 4
Coding region: 731-3010 (759 amino acids)
Cellular component (GO): cell surface; postsynaptic density membrane
Molecular function (GO): protein binding
Source: RefSeq, a predicted model, not a curated record
ACACACACACACACACACACACAGAGCUGUGCGUUGUUGUGCACUCGGGUUAUUACUUAACAUGGGGAUAAUAAAAGAUGUUUGCUUUCACUGUUGUGGUUAUGAACACAUGCAAACAGCCUACAGUGAUAACGACAGAGUGAACGAGCAGAAGACUGUGUCACUGUGCGGCCUGAUCCUUGAUUGUGUUCACGCUCUGACUAAGUCAUCGAUCCUCAGUCUUUACCCCGGUUUACCCCGGUCGUGCCAUAGACGAUGGUAUUUCCAGCACUUUGACUACAGAUGUAGUUCAUGUAUCGCUCAGAUGCCUCACUGACAUAUGACGCCAGUAAUAGGGUUUGUCACAUUUAAACCUAGAUGAAUGCUUCAAUUACCCUCUGCCUUUAUAUAUGUAUAUUGUGUAAAUGAUAGGUACACAGUAUAAUAAUAAUAAUACAGAUAAAACACAGCAAAACAGAGAAUGUAAAUAAUCCUCUAGACUGUAGACCCUGAGAAACAGGUCUGAGCCCCACAGGAAGACUGAGGUUCUGAAAGUGAAGCUGGUUCCUGAUGGACUGUGGUCUGACUCUGUGAACCAGGACUGGCUCAGCCAUGUGUGAGAGGAUCAGGCUGUUCACAGAUGUACAGGAUUCAGAGGGGAUUGAAGCCAUGUCUUCACUGAGGGUGAGCGUCCAUGCCUCAGACUGGUUCCUGACAACGCUGCCUAAAUGUUCCACUGUGUGACUCUACCAUGGAACACAUAGUAUACUGCCUGCUGGUCCUAGGAGCCACAAUAAUGAUCACCCACGCCUGCCCCAAGUACUGUGUUUGCCAGAAUCUGUCCGAGUCCUUGGGGACACUGUGUCCCUCCAAAGGCCUCCUUUUUGUGCCUCCAGAUAUUGACCGCAGCACGGUGGAGCUCCGGCUCGGAGGCAACUACAUCUUCCGCAUUACACAGCAGGACUUUGCCAAUAUGACUGACCUGGUGGACCUGACGCUCUCCAGGAAUACUAUUAGCUACAUUCAGCCAUUCUCGUUUGGUGACCUGGAAACUCUGCGUUCACUUCAUUUGGACAAUAACCGCUUAAUAGAACUGGGCCCCGAUGAUUUGCGAGGCUUGGUCAACUUACAGCACCUCAUCAUGAACAACAACCAGUUGGUUCGCAUCCGUGACAAAGCCUUUGAGGACCUAGCCCCUGUUGUGGAGGAUCUCGAUCUCUCCUACAAUAACCUCAUGUCGCUGCCGUGGGACUCAGUUAAUCAGAUGAUUAAUCUGCACCAGCUCAGUCUAGACCAUAACCUGUUGGACUUUAUUCCAGAGGGCACAUUCACGCACUUGGAAAGGCUGGUGAGACUUGACUUGACGUCAAACUGCUUACAGAAGAUACCCCCAGACCCCAUCUUCAUCCGCGCCCAAGAAUCCAUGCUAACGGUUGAACCCUAUGAUCCUGAACUCUCCUUAAAUCUGGGCGGGAAUCCUCUUCACUGCAACUGUGAGAUGCUGUGGUUGCGGAGGCUUGAGCGAGACGAUGACCUGGAGACCUGUGCCUCCCCUCCUUCCCUAAAGGGUCGUUAUUUUUGGAAUGUGAAGGAGGAGGAGUUUGUUUGUCAGCCACCUCUCAUUACCAAGCACACCCACAGGAUGUUGGUACUGGAGGGCCAGGCAGUCAGCCUAGAGUGUGAGGCUGCUGGAGACCCUUCUCCUACCAUCCACUGGAUCUCUCCUGAUGAUCUGCUACUUGGCAACUCGUCCCGAACUGUAGUGUACAGCAACGGAACUCUGAAGAUCACCAUCACCACCUCGAAGGAUUAUGGCACCUUCACCUGUGUUGCUGCCAAUGUAGCAGGGGAGUCCACUGCAUCUGUCGAGGUGUCCAUCGUCCAGCUUCCCCACCAUAACAAUGGAACUGAGCACCCAGCACUACCCAAGUCACGGCUCUCUGACUACACAGGAACCAGCAGGAUCAGCCAGGGGGCCCCUGAGAGCCCAGCAGAGAGCGCCGUGUUAGUCUCAGAGGUGACUUCUGUUUCAGUACUGGUCAAGUGGAUGGUGAGCCAAUCAGCUCCUAAGGUUAAGAUGUACCAGCUCCAGUACAACUGCUCUGAUGAUGAAGUUCUCUUUUACAGGAUGAUCCCGGCCUCCAGUCAGGCUUUUGUGGUGACUAAUCUGGUGUCCAGGACUCGCUAUGAUGUGUGUGUGCUUGCUGCCUGGGACGACACGGCCACCACGCUCACAGCCACCAGUGUUGUUGGCUGCACACACUUCUUCACGCAGGACGACUACGCUCAGUGUCAGUCUCUGCCCAGGUCGCUGCUCGGAGGCACCAUGAUCCUGGUGGUCGGUGGCAUCCUCGUGACCACCUUGCUUGUGUUCAUUAUCAUUCUUAUGGUGCACUACAGAGCUGCAGAUACUGCACUCCCCAAAAUGCGGCUGACCAGUGUCACUGAGCCAUAUUCUCAGACCAAUGGGGGUGGACUUGGGCAAAAUGGACUCCUCAUGUCUCAGUCUGAGCCAACAGUCAAGCCCAAAGUGACUCUGCAAGAGAAGGUGGUGGAGUUCAAGUGUGGUUCCCUCCAGAGCAGCCUUACCUCAUCAUCCUCUUCCUCCUCAUCAUACAGCCCCAAACACACACUGACCAAUGUCUGGAGGUCAGCUCCCUCUAAGCAGCAGCCCAGCCUGGACAACCCUCUCAGGGCCUUCACUUCCCUGGAGCUGCAGGUAGCACAGGAACAUAAGCCAGAAUCCUCCAGUAGCACAUCAAUGAUAACAGACAAAGAGCCUCUGCUGGGCUGGAAACUCGACUCAAGCCUCAGUCAACUACUGCUGCUCCCUCUGGACUCACAGUUUAAAAGGAGCCAGUCCUUUGACAGUGGAGAUGUGUCAGGUAGCAGCACGACUCAGUUAUACAGCGUCAGCAGUGUCUGGACUCGGCGGAGUCUCUCUGUGAACGGUACGCCGCUGCAGAGUGAGGACGACACACAAGGAAGCAAGGAGACGACAGACAGUGCUGUGAUGGAAAGUACUGUGUAGUCAGACUGUCAGCCAACAGCCAUGAGACACUAAAGUUAGACACUAAAGUUAGCCACUACCUCUGGAUUGAUCUGCUUCACUCUUUGUACAGAGGCGGAUUUAAGGCUGAUCACACAUGACAGAGCAACACUGUCACACUGUGGAUAUAUUCUAUGUUUCCUUUUUUGUACAUGAGC